GUGAGUCUCCAGGUGUUUGUUCUGAACCUGUCUCACCUGCCUGCUUCAACCGUCUCACCUGGCCACCGCCGCUGCUGAGCGAGUUUCCCGUCGACUCCCUGAGGAUCAGACCUGCCGAAACACCAUCAUGGAGUCCAGAGAGGAGGAACAAGAGGAAGACAUGCCCAGGUCUCCUGCUGCAGACGUCUCUAUCAGUAUUACUAAUCCUGAUAACUCCAGCACUGCUGAUCCUGGUGGGACUCCUCCAGCUCCAGUUUCUCCUUCAGCUACCAGUGUGACUCCAGAUUCACGGUCUGAUGAUCAAACGGGUACGAAGUUAAACGGAGCACAGGAUGAAACAGAAGAGCUGGUUGCCAUGGCAGCAGUGAGUGCUGAAUCAGCAGAUGAAGAAAAAAUAAGAGAUGAAGAACAAGAAGAAGAAGAAAAAACGUCUCUGGUAGCCAAGGAGGAUGAGGAUGCAGGUGAAACAGAGCAGGAGGGCGACUUCCAGCCAGGGUCUGAGGAGGAGAAGUUUGUCUCUGAGCAGAAUUUACCGUCACCAACCAGCGACAGACCAGCCCCUCCCACCAGCCUGGCGUUGUCAGAGUCACGGCCAAAGAAGAAGAAAGUCCUGGUGGCUCCAGCUCUCAGUCUGUCUUUAGAUCGUAGUGAAUCCACAGUAUCAGACGACUUCUCCGCGUUGUUCCUCUCCCCCUCACCUGAAGGUGACGAUGACGCAGGGCUUGACUUUGACCUGGACGCCAUGGAAACGCCCUCAGACAGCGAAUCACUGCACUUUCCCAUCUAUGACCUCAACCUUGAAGAUGACCUGCGGCGUCUCGGCGUGGCGUCCCGGCGUCGAAGAGUGCACGCCUCCGGGUCCAGGCCAGAUUCUCGGACUGGUUCAGGGUUGGGGAUGGACCUGAGUGACCUGGGAGCUCUGGAGAGGGAGGACAUGGUGGACAGCCAGGGCACCAGGUGGCGCUGUUUCUCUACAGGCGAACCACCGCAGGAGAGCCGGGUCAACAUGAGUGUCCUGGAGCCGUUUCUCAGGGUGCUUUCUCACGGAGGUUACUAUGGAGACGGUAUGAAUGACAUCAUAGUUUUUUCUUCCUGUUACCUGCCGCAGAACAGUCUGGAAAAUUACCAGUAUGUGAUGGAUAACCUGUUCAGGUACGUGGUAGGGACUCUGGAUCUGAUGGUUGCAGAAAACUACGUCAUCGUGUAUCUGUGUGCUGGAGGCCAGAAAGACAAACUACCAGGAAUAGGAUGGCUCAAAGAGUGUUACACCACCAUCGACAGGAGGUUGAGGAAGAACCUGAAAGGUUUCUACGUGGUCCAUCCCACCUGGUACAUCAAAGCUCUCAUCACCAUCAUCAAACCCUUCAUCAGCUCUAAGUUCAGCAGGAAGCUCCAGUUCGUCGACACCCUCCAGGAUCUCUCUGUCUUCAUCCCCACUGAGCACGUGCAGAUCCCAGACUGUGUGGCACAGUACGACAGCGAUCUGUCCAGGUGAGACUCUGUGUGACGUCAGAGUUAAAACCUUUGAUUUCUCCCAUGAAGCUGAGAGAAAACUCAAAGACACUUCUCAGUGUUUGAACCAGCGGGUCAGAAGGUCUGCCAUCUAAAAGAACAAAAACCCAGCCUGGUGUUUCUCUGGUUUUAUUUCCACGGUUUGAUCAAACGUUUCAGACUUUAUUUCAGAAACAGCAUUAAAGCUGAACAGUUUCACUAAAACAGUCGGCCCACUUUGUAAAGUAGUCUACUUAAAUAAACCUUAUUUUAUCA
Messenger RNA from Cheilinus undulatus (humphead wrasse), 1767 nucleotides. Its product is annotated as protein prune homolog 2-like. The record is from RefSeq and is a predicted model, not a curated record. Lineage: Eukaryota; Metazoa; Chordata; Actinopteri; Labriformes; Labridae. The transcript has 15 exons. The coding region runs from base 128 to 1495 and encodes 455 amino acids. Gene Ontology annotation, cellular component: cytoplasm. Gene Ontology annotation, biological process: apoptotic process.